Schistosoma guineensis is the source of this 2272-nucleotide messenger RNA. Lineage: Eukaryota; Metazoa; Platyhelminthes; Trematoda; Strigeidida; Schistosomatidae. The record is from the annotation of a GenBank genome assembly.
AUCAUUAGAAGGGUCGCUUAAAAAGUAUAUGCGAAAUAUUUUGUAAUAUCUCGGGAAGCUGUCGGUUUUGAUUGCUAAAGAAAUGACACUAUUUCUUAAUUCCUUCUAAAUGAAACCAAAAAUGGAUUUUAAAACCAAUGGUAGUUUAAACUAUAUUCUGUAUUAUUGGCCUCGAUCAGUCUUUUAACUAGUCUUUUCUGCAUUCUUAAAACAUUAUCAACAUUCAUGCCCAUACAUACUUUAAGGCACCAACAGCUCGAGCAAAAAUUUUCAGGAGUACAGAAUCCACUCUUUUUGUUUAAUAGUUCCGACUAAUGUAUAGACUGUUCAAUAAGCUUAGCCUCACAUAAGACAUUGAUUUUAAUAGUUGAUCUUACAUUCACCCAGGUUUCAAGUAAUCCAGAAACUCAAACAUACUUAUCUUCUCACAAUGGAUUACUUAUCUUUCUGCCGUGGUGUACUGAUUGGGGGCUUGAUGGGAGAUUGUUAUGGAUUCGUGUACGAAGGUAGCCCAGCAGCAAAGUUCACCAUCCCUUUGGAACUACUGCAAAGGUCAAUCAAUGGCUGUGUGUACAAAGUUUACGUUCCUCAUCUUUGUCCUUAGUUGAUACUAAACAGUUGAUGUACAGUGAUGAUACACAAAUGAGUCUUGCGAUUCUCCGGUCAUUAAAGGCUAAAAAUAGUUUCGAUGCAGAACAUUUGGCUAAAGAGUUCACCACUGACUACUUUGAAAAUGGAUUACAUAGGUGCUAUGGUGGUUCUGUUGGACGCGUUUUUUCCUCACUUAGGAUGGCAAACUAUAAAGAUCCGUAUGCUCACGCUGCUGAUUUAUUUAAUGGGACAGGAUCAUAUGGCAACGGCGGAGCCAUGAGAAUCGCACCCGCAGCGCUAUAUGGAUUACGAUAUCCUAAACGUGAAUUUGAGAAAAUCGUUAUCGAUAUUACUCGGUUAACUCAUACCAAUCCACUGGCUAUAUGUGGAGCACUUAUACAAGCAUAUGCUAUACAAAUGAUUUUCUCUUUAAUACAUGAUCAUAUACAACUGGAUUAUGUAGCUUUCAUCGAUAACUUAUUAAAAAGACUAGAGAGAACAGAAUAUUUUGUAGAUUUUAAACAACCCAAUUGGUUAGAAGCACUUGAUGCUUAUAAAGAAAAAUUACAGAUAGUUAAAUAUCUCUUGAUAGACGAUAAACAACCAUCAGUUACAAAUAUUGUCCAUCAAUUGGGAUCCAAAGCUAGGACUUACCUAUUGAUCCAGUUUGGUGAUUUCUUCAGUAUGAAAGCUGGUUUAUACUCUGCUAUAAUACGUUGUUUCUGGUGGUAUCUGGUCAACGAACAUUGAGUACCUUGCGUAGAUAAUUACUUUUACAAACCUGUACAUUUUUGAUGACGGUUUUAGUAGUUCUGUAAUGAUUUAAAAGCCAUCAACUCUGUUCCAACUGCAUUAUAUGUAUUUCUGCGCAGUUUAAAACCUAUAGACGGUAUCGAGUUUAAUUCACCUCUUCUACGUUCCAUUGUCUUGUCGAUCGGAUUAGGCGGUGACACUGAUACUAUUGGUUGUAUGGCUACUGCAUUAGCUGGUGGAUAUAUUGGCAUUCCAGUAGACAGUAAUUCAACUAUGUCAAGAAACAUUAUUACACUUUGUGAAAGUUAUGAAGAAAUUGAAGAGUAUGCUAGUUGGUUAAGUAACAAGCUACAAAUGAGUUGAAAUUUUUCCAUUAUCAUCUAAUCGACCUGAAGAAAACACUAAAUAAUCAAGUGCCAUUUAAUCCUAUCAUGAUGUGAAAAUUAAUUUCCAACUUUUUUAACAGAUAUAAUUUUAUAAUAGAAGCAUUUGAAUUAACCAUAAUUUUGGCUGUUGUUAACCUUAUCGAAACUUGUGUUACAUGAAUUCCAUGAAUAUGAGUGCAUCAUAAUAUCUCUUAUUAAUGGUAAAUUGAUGUCUACCGAAUUUCCCAUACUAUCAAGUCUAUUUAAAUAUGACGUGAAGUAUCGUGUUUUCUGAUUUUUAUAUACUUAGGUUUAUGCUAUAAAAUUAUAUUGAGUAAUAGGUAUGUUAAAUCUACCGAAGCGUCUAAUCAAACGAUUGAGAUAUGUGCGAAACAACGAUCUGUCUGGAAUGGGGUUCUUUAUCGAUGAAUAGGUAGAAAUUAGUUAUAAACCUUAACUUGUGAAGUAUCUGUGGCUCUUAGCUCAUCUGAAAUAAAAAGGACUCCCUGCAGUGAUAACAUAAAGAAUAAUUAUGACUUAGGAUAUUGCAAAUUAUCGCUGUG